AUGCGCGAGGAGGCGUUGCUGUACCUUCCAUGCUGCAUGGAUCUGCAGACCGUCCAGACUCUGUUCCAUUUCCGAGGAGUGGAACUAUGGGAUGGCAUUACAGUAAAAACUACAGCAAUGUGCUUCCGAUUUUAG
Messenger RNA from Chondrus crispus (carragheen), 135 nucleotides. RefSeq lists its product as hypothetical. The transcript has a single exon. The record is from RefSeq and is a predicted model, not a curated record. Bases 1 to 135 code for a protein of 44 amino acids. Lineage: Eukaryota; Rhodophyta; Florideophyceae; Gigartinales; Gigartinaceae.